AGUAAGAAUGUUGGAAACCAGCAAGAUAUCAGUAUUAGCGUGCAUAGUAAUUUUUAUGCAGUUGACACAGGCGAAUUCUCCAUCAGAUUUAAAACAAUGUGCCUUCAAUGAUUCAACGUGUACUACAAAUUUUGCAAAAUUGUUGUUGAAAAAUAAAUCGAAAACCGGUUGGCCCGAAUUAAAAUUAAUUCCCUUCGAUCCUAUGCGCAUUAAUUCGCUGAUAUUGCAGCCAAAUCCAAAUAGCCCCAUAAGUAUUGGGUUGAAAUUUAAAAACAUCGAAAUACUUGGUUUAAUGAAUACUCAAAAUGUUAGAGUUGAAGGCUUCACUAGUGAUGUCAAAGAUCCUAUUUUGUUGGAAGGCACAUUGCCACAGGCAAUCAUUCGAGGUCCUUACGAAGGCUCCGGUACAGUUUUGGGCUUGCCUUUCAAAGGCAAAGGCGACUGUGAGAUAGUAUUAACAAAUCUUAAACUAACUGGCCAUCUUCAUGGCAAAUUAAUAAAUGGAUAUUUAUCCAUUGAUGAUGUAUCGUUAACAAUGUCACUACCGGACAAAGUACAUUUCAAAUUUGGCGGACUGUUUGAUGGUAAUAAAGAUUUGGGCGAUACAGCUAAUGCAUUCGUCAAUGAUAACUGGCGUGAAAUAUUUGAAUCUAUGAAGGAUGAUAUGGCACUAGCUUUUGCAAAGAUUGUCAAAGAGAUCACAAAAACUGCUCUUGGUUCGGUGCAAUAUAAAGAAUUAUUCAAGGAGCAAUAAAAAUAUAUGUAUGUUCAUUUGUGAUAUGUGAAAUACUAAGUAUUAGUUGUUGAU
This is a messenger RNA of Ceratitis capitata (Mediterranean fruit fly), 808 nucleotides long. RefSeq lists its product as uncharacterized. The record is from RefSeq and is a predicted model, not a curated record. The transcript is spliced from 4 exons. Bases 8 to 754 code for a protein of 248 amino acids. Lineage: Eukaryota; Metazoa; Arthropoda; Insecta; Diptera; Tephritidae.